CUAUCAGGCCCUUGUAACACACUUCAUAACUUUGCACCUUUGGGCAUGAAACAAAAAACGAGUUAGGGCUCAGGUUCGAUUAGUUGUAAAAGUCAAGUUAUAAAUUUUCUCCUUAAAGAACCCCAAACAGCAACUCUGCGACGCCAAUAUUUGAGUUAAAAACAUCUUAUUUUGAAUCUAAUAUUUAAAUCGCAUCGUGUUUUUGUCGAUGGUCCUUCACUUCAUGUUUGCAUUGUGGUAAAUUAUUAAUUUUGACUCAGAAAAUUACGCUUGGCAUCUGUUUUUGAGAGAAACGACAAAAUACACUGACAUGUGUUUUCUGUGGUAAUAUAUUCUCGUGCGCUGGUUCAAGCAUAAUUACAAAAUGCAUUAUUGUUGGUCUGAAAGUACCUCUCAAAAACAGCGUAUUGAAUGUCAACAACUUCCAUUCAAAUCUUGAGGAUUAAACAAAUUUGUAAAUGCUAGCAUUAUCUUUAGAAUUGCAGAUAUAUCUUCUCAAUCCCAUUUUAUUCGAUCUUCAUACCAAUUGGCAAUAAAUUUUUCAAUUAAGGCUUUCGAUAACGAUUUGUCGACUAUUCCACAGUUACUGUUGUACCCAUGAUUUUGGCAAGAAUGAGAUUUCUGAAUAUUCAUUAACUUUUGAAUGAACCGCAUUUUUACCCGCGGCAUGGAUCUCUUCUCCAUUCGGUUAUGGAAAUAGUUCUUUGAUAUGUAAAAGGCCCCCAACAAUUCGGAGAGCUGUACAAAAUAAACUGGAGCCAAAACUUAACUUAACUCUCUAAAGAUAUUAUUUCAUGACCUGAAAAUAUCAAAUAUCAACUCUGGUCAUUGUGCAAUUUCAACUUGACUUCACCCGAUAGAUUUUACGAUCGAUACGAAUUAUUUAAUGAGUAGUUUAGUCGUUUGCUUGUCGUUACUUAAUUAACAUCACCUGAUGAUUCUCAGACAGUUAUCUGGGGACCGAAGGGUUACUAUUUAUCUGCUGGCAUGUCUGGCGCUUAUUGGGUGGGGUCAUUCGGCUGCAGACAAAGAUCAACCGAAAGGCACCCAAGAUGUGCAAAUCCUCAAUGUUGGAGUGCUAAUCGAGGACUCUUUUUUGCACCGCACCUUCUUCAACUUCGCCCUGAACCGGACGAACACGGAGAUGGCCAGAGGCAGUAUGCCCUUCAGAUUCAGACCACUCUUCAGGAUAGUGAAGAACGUCAACCACGUCUUGGCUGCUGUGUGUGACCUUCUGGCCUUCCGCGAUGGUCAGUCCAAACCCGGCAUUGUGGCCAUCUUCGCCCCCAAGGACAGUCUGUUCGCAGCCAUGGUGCAGGACUUCGGAGACUCCUAUUCCAUCCCAGUGCUGCACUACAGCCAGGCAUUCCAGCCGGACAGGAGUCCAGACAGUGUCUUCAUCAACUUAUAUCCCCACUUUUCCACGGUUAAGGUUCUGCUCAGGGAUACGGUUGAUUUUUACAACUGGACGAAGUUCGCAAUCCUGUUUGAAGAUGAAGGCAGUUUCCACAACUUGGAGCUAGUGAUGCGAGACGAGGAAAAUGGAAACAAGUCGUUCAUGGCGUGGAAAUUGGGAACGAACGACGAAAAGAAAGCAGCGAUGAGUCUGAAACAGUUCAGAGAUGCCAAUCUGUUCAAUGUCAUUGUCCAGACAUCCCAGACAGACUUGAGACCCCUUCUGGACAAGAUGCAAAAGAUGCAGAUUUUGUCCUCCAAAUAUCAUUACAUCUUCAACAACUUCCACUCUGCCGAUUUCGACCUCCGUUCAUUCUUGGAGGGUGAGCUGAACUUCACUGCUUUCCGGCUUCUGGACCAGACCACAGAUGAGUUCCGGAGGGUGGAGAACAGCUUCAAGUGGACAGUGGUGAAUGCGGCCUUCGCCAGACUGGUGCCACCUGGUUAUGACAUAGACAACCCGAUCACGUUUGACUUCGCUCUGAUUCUGGACUCGAUGCAGUUGUUGCGAGUGGGACUGCGGGAGAUGCUGACGAGCACUGCAUUCCAGCACGACAUCAUGGAGUGCAAUGGGGACGACUUCUGGCGACAAGGACUCACUUUCACAAAUUUCAUUCGAUUUGCGUCCACAAUGUCAGUGGGACUCACUGGACCUCUGAACUUGAACGGAUUCGGAGAAAGAAUGCCCAAGACUGUUGACGUUGCUCAGAGGGUCGGCGAAGACAUUCAAAUAGUUGGAAACUGGAGUGUUGAAAAUGGUACAAAUAUCACCAGCAAUUCCGCAGCUGACGAGUCUCUGGAACUGCUGAACAACAGAACUAUCAGAGUGACAACCAUUAUUCAACCGCCAUUCACCAUGUUGAAAGAAAGAGAGGACGAGUUUUCAACGGACAGUGUGCAGUUUGAGGGGUACUGCGUGGACCUGCUGGAAAAGAUGAAGAUAUACAUGCUAAAGGACGGAAUCAACUUCCAGUACACUCUGAGUCUGGUGAAGGACGGGAACUAUGGGUCCAAACAGGCCGACGGAUCCUGGAACGGAAUGGUCGGCGAACUGCAGAGGGGGGAGGCGGACUUGGCUGUUGCGCCUCUGACCAUUAACUACCAGAGACAGGACGACAUAGACUUUUCCACACCCUACAUGAACUUGGGUAUCUCCAUUCUGUUCAGACGGAGGGAAGACAGGACCCCCUCCAUCUUCUCCUUCCUCAUGCCACUACACAUGAACAUAUGGAUGUACCUCAUUGUAGCAUACAUAGCCAUGAGUUUCGUGCUGUUCGUGUUGUCCCGCUUCACACCCCUGGAGAGGGAGCUGCCGGAUGACCCCACCGUGCCCAAACUGACCCUGUCCAAUUCCUUCUGGUUCUCAGCAGGAGCCAUGAUGCAGCAGGGCUCAGAGAUAGUGCCCAUGGCCACUUCCACCAGAAUCGUAGCCGCUGCAUGGAUGUUCCACAGUUUUUGUGUGUGCAUGUACUUCCUCUGCAAACUCAUCAGCAUGCGAACUCUUAUCUCUUACCUUGUGCUCACAUCCAAUAUGGGAUUGGACGAAGACGAUUGGUGGAGUUUUCUGUCCAAUUACAACUUACAGUUUGGCUCACUUCAAGCGGGAACGACUCAAGACUAUCUUGAAAACAACUCACAGCUGCCGACAUACGUGAGAAUGUUCCAGUUCAUGGAGCGCCACAGCCCCUACUCCUACGUCACCUCCACCCAACAAGGCAUUGAGAGGGUCCAACAGGAGGACUACGCAUUCUUCAUGGAGAGCACAAUGAUAGAAUACCAGGUGUCCCAGUUGUGCAAUCUGACUCAAGUGGGAAGCCCACUGGACUCCAAAUUCUACGGAAUCGGACUCAGAAAAGGUUCGCCCUACACGCCCUAUGUGAGCAAGGCCAUUCUCCAGUUGCAAGACGAGGGGGUGCUGGUGAAGCUGAAGAAGAAGUGGUGGGAGGAGAGGAGCAGAUGCAGCUCCGAGAGCGCCGGGGGAGGUGAAGACGCGAGUGCUCUGAAGAUGGAUAGUAUAGGGGGUAUCUUCUAUGUGCUGGUGGGCGGCACUGGCAUAGGAUUCAUCGUGGCUAUCAUUGAGUUUGUGUGGAAGACACGGAAAAAUGCAAAGGACAACAGGACAACCUUUUGCAAUGAAAUGAAGACGUUCUUCAAGAGAUCCUAUCGCAGAGACGAGAUGUUCUUCGGUUCAAUGUCGAAUCUCUUCGAGAAAGACUGCUCGGAGGACGACUCCAAACCAAGCGGAGCUCCAUCCGACGACAUCCGACUUCACGACUUGCAAGACCGAGCAAGCUCUCUCAGUUUGUAUACGAACAGCAAAGCGUCGCCAGUCAUAGGUGGAAACGCGAUUGGGCGUGCCGCGUAUCAUCCUCCUCAGCAACCAUUCCAAGUUCCAGGAGUCGGACAGAUCGAUCCAGUCCGCUUCGGCACUCUUCCGACUCACUCCUCGACGCAUUCCAUGAUAGAUAAAAACGACUCGUCACGACGCGGCGGUGUCAACUCGGCAAACUCGACCUUGAAGAGUUCGUUUAACUCCAGUUCGAAUGGAGCUCCACGGUCGGGACUAAAGCUUCGAUUUUCACCGACUGUUGAUAAACAAGUGUAUUGCCAAGAACAUUCUUCGGACCAACUUAGUCUAAACCAAUCCAGUAACAAUUCCAGCAACCCGAAUCCGCCAAACGGACCAAUGAGCAACGGGCAGAACAGUCACGGAUCCGCCGCCAGCUUGAAAUCCGAGGCCGGAACCCAGACGAAGAACGUCCGCAUCAAAACUGACACUGAUGUUUGAGAAACCUUCUUAUUGCGAUACUCAAAGCCCUAACAAUUAGUACAGGUUUGCAAUUAUGCUUGCUUGCGAAUAAUGAAUGCUAUAAACAUGAUAUUGUUAUGUAAAAUUUCAAAAUUGUAUAUCUGAUUUCAAUUUAA
Molecule: messenger RNA, 4380 nt
Organism: Symsagittifera roscoffensis
Lineage: Eukaryota; Metazoa; Xenacoelomorpha; Acoela; Convolutidae
Product: glutamate receptor ionotropic, kainate 2-like
Exons: 19
Coding region: 935-4243 (1102 amino acids)
Biological process (GO): synaptic transmission, glutamatergic; modulation of chemical synaptic transmission; monoatomic ion transport
Cellular component (GO): postsynaptic density membrane; plasma membrane
Molecular function (GO): glutamate receptor activity; transmitter-gated monoatomic ion channel activity involved in regulation of postsynaptic membrane potential
Source: RefSeq, a predicted model, not a curated record